CUUCCUAACCUAAGACUCACACCGGAUGUACCAGGUAAUGUUGUUGGAUCAGUCAACGAUGCAUAUGUUCCACCACCUACAGAGUUUAGCGAAGGUUCUUUUCAUUGGGCUUAUGAAAGAUUGGUAGUACUUGGAAUGACUCCGCUUGUUGUAUUUCCCUUUGUUGCUGGUGUUGAUUAUCCCCUCAUCGACGCGACAUUGGGUGUCUUAAUUGCUGUACAUUCAAGAUACGGAUUCCAAAGUUGUAUUAUCGAUUACAUCCCACUCAGAAAAUUUGGAAACUGGCAUAAGCUUGCUAUGUUUUUCUUGAACAUAGGCACAUGUUUGUCUGUUUACGGUAUUUACUUACUCGAAACUGAGGAGAAUGGUAUCUGCGAUUUAGUCAAAAGAAUCUGG
Pichia membranifaciens NRRL Y-2026 is the source of this 396-nucleotide messenger RNA. RefSeq lists its product as hypothetical. The annotation marks the transcript as partial. Gene Ontology annotation, biological process: tricarboxylic acid cycle; mitochondrial electron transport, succinate to ubiquinone. Gene Ontology annotation, cellular component: membrane; mitochondrial envelope. The record is from RefSeq and is a predicted model, not a curated record. Gene Ontology annotation, molecular function: ubiquinone binding; heme binding. NCBI's taxonomy places the organism in Eukaryota, Fungi, Ascomycota, Pichiomycetes, Pichiales, Pichiaceae. The transcript has a single exon.